UGAAAUCACCUGUGAGUCGGCGCGCACGUCAUUCUGCAUACCCGAUGUGGGUGUACACAAGUUACUACGGACCUGUUGCACUCCAACUCUUAUCACAAACAUUUAACUCUCCUCUGCGGUGAAGCCUUUAUUGAAGUUGAAAUAGCAUACGAUAUUUAAUCUAGGAACAUUUAUCCAGGUGUCCAGAUUCAGAGCUGCAGUGUGAGUGAAGAGGGUAUCCACAGCUCAGAGAGUCAGAGGUCACAUAAAGCCUGCAGAACCAAAAAAACAACCCCCAAACUGUUCACUCCCAGCAAGCCCAGCUUCCAGAACUCAAGAGACUUUGGAGGCAGUAGCAUGAGCAGCAGUGUGGCUGACCUGCCCACCUUCUCCCCCAGCCUUUUUGCCCCCAGUGCCUUCAACUAUGCUCGGCCACGCCAGUUCAUCCAGUCUCAGCCAGCCUUUCAGGCCACCAGCUACAAUGUCGCCCAGGCUCUGCCUCAGCCCAGCGGGAACAGCAGCAAGGCCUCUCCUUCCUCUUCCAAUCUGAGCUUCCCCAUUUCCACCCCUGCAUCCUCACAGCUGACGGUGUUCCCUCGUGAUCCUCCUCCCUCCACUGCCCAGUCCAUGUCCCCCUCUUGCGCCCCCAUGCGCUCCACUAUCACCCUCACCCCCAGGGCCUAUGCCAGUGUCCCAGCCCCACCUGAGCCCAAGCCCAAGUCCUCUCCAGCUGCCUUCCUCUGCUCUGUCCUGCCCUCUCAGUCCACCCCACAUUACAAGCCUGCUCCCAUGUCUAUUCCUCAGCCUCUAUCCCCAGCUCUCUCCCCAAACCCCCCCAACCCUCUGCCCAAGCCCAGGUUUGAUGCCUCCCUGCACAUGGGACAGGGACUGUCUCUCCCUACACAGAGCCUGCCUAUGAGUCAGUUUCCCCACUCUCCACCCCCGCCCCCGGUUUCCAUGCCACAGCCCCCCUUUCCUCCUCCCUCAUGUGUGUCUCUGCCUCCUAGCUACAGAGGGACCCCAAACAUCCUUCCCAAGCCCACCCUGAAGAAGGCUCCUGUUCCUAGGUCAGGGUCCCGCAACACGGAUGACGAUAUCCAGGGCUCCAAGGACGCCCUGAUCCAGGAUCUGGAGAAGAAGCUGCGUACCAAAGAGGCCCGUAGGCAAAACAGCCAGAAGCUGUCCUAUGAGGAGCGCAUGGCUCGGAGGUUGCUGGGUCCAGAUAACGCUGCCUCUGUCUUUGAGAAUUCCUCUGACUCACAACCCGCCCAGCCAGAAUCACCAGAGGGAUGUAACACCGGAGGAAUAUGGGGCAAACACCACUCCGGUACUGAUGUCAACGAGGGCUCAGCCAUCCAGGAGAAGUGCUAUGCUCCACGCUUCAUCCAGGUCCCCCAGGACCUCACGGUGGAGGAGGGCAGGUUCUGUAGGAUCCAAUUCAAGGUGGGGGGUCUGCCCACACCAGACGUGACCUGGUACCUGGAUGGUAAAGCCAUCCGUCCAGACGACUACCACAAGAUGCUGGUGUGUGAGAAGGGCGUGCACUCCUUCAUCAUUGAGAUCGUGACGGUGCAUCACGCCGGAGUCUACGAGUGUAUUGCCAGGAACCGCGCCGGGGAGAACCGCUUCUCCAUGAAACUGGAGGUUAUCGCCCAGGAGGUGCUUCGUCCCCCUACCUUCGUCCAGAAGAUGCUGAACUCUCGUGCCUUGGAGGGGGACACAGUGAGGUUAGAGUCUAAGGUGGCUGCCUCCCCUCCACCAAAGCUCUUCUGGAAGAAAGACAAAGACAUGCUACGCAUUGACCCCACCAGAAUGAGCCUGUACCAGGACAGCACAGGAAGUCAAUGCCUGCUCAUUGAGAGGCUAGUCAAAUCUGAUGCAGGCUGGUACACCCUGUCUGCCAUCAAUGAGGCCGGCAUGUCCACCUGCAAUGCCAGACUGGAUGUAGGAACUCGCACCAACAAGCCUGCCCCCCCUACAGGCAAGCAUUUUAAAGUCCCCCUACUCCGCCAUCUCCCCAUCCCCGGACCCCCCAGCACACGGCCCCCUGUACGAGAGUGA
This is a messenger RNA of Oncorhynchus tshawytscha (Chinook salmon), 2040 nucleotides long. RefSeq names its product myotilin. The record is from RefSeq and is a predicted model, not a curated record. Gene Ontology annotation, molecular function: cell-cell adhesion mediator activity. Gene Ontology annotation, cellular component: plasma membrane; axon. Bases 337 to 2040 code for a protein of 567 amino acids. The transcript is spliced from 10 exons. Lineage: Eukaryota; Metazoa; Chordata; Actinopteri; Salmoniformes; Salmonidae. Gene Ontology annotation, biological process: homophilic cell-cell adhesion; axon guidance; dendrite self-avoidance.